AAAAAUACGAGUGUGCAGUGUAGUGUUUCCUCUCUCCUUCGUUUGGGUCCGUUCAUCUCCCUUUGCGCAAAUUGCAUUGCCUUUGCCCACAGCAAAGCAAACAAAUAGAAAACAGCUUCGCAACGCACCCAACGUAUUACGUAUUCGUAUCUGUAUUUGUAUUCUUACUCUUCGCCACUUCACCUCCUUGGGCCCUUUUGGAGGAGAAAAAAAAAAUCAAAUUAAAUAGCAAAAAAUAGAGGGGUUUUUGUUUCCUGGAAUAUACUGGUUCCUCUUCUGUUCUGUAUGCUAGAUUGCUAGUGUGUGUGUUUGUGUUUGUUUAUGUUACCCAUUAUCCUCUACUUGACCUUCCAUCAAUCGCAAUUCAAAGUAUUUCUACCAAACCUUUAACCCUUUCUUCACCGCUUUCCUCUGAUCUCUCACCCUAUCCCUCAGAUCUAUGCCGUUUUUGUUCCCUUGUCGUUUCGAUCUAUCUCAUGACUUCUCUACGCACCCUACCCUAUCGUUUUGUUGAAACAGAACCACCGUUUUUUCCUCAGAUUCUCUUUCCGCCUUUGUUUCCGUUUUCUUCUCCUUCUCCUACCACUUGAACAACCUCUCCACUCUCUGAUUGAUUAUCGGUUUCACGAAUCUUCUUCUCUUUCGGUUCUGAGUAAACUAUAGUUUCCGAAUAUGGAUUUGGAUGAUUUCCGAUCCAUAUUGGAUACUGCCGGCGUUGACGUUUGGCUCUUCAUCGACACCGCCAUCACCGUCGCUUCCUUGGAUUGCGGUGAUGAGCUGAGGCGACGGAGGGAUGGAAUCAUAGAACGAAUCUUCGCUGCCACCACACCUCCUCUGCCGUGCCGGAACUGCGACGGCGAUCGUAACCUGAGGUCCAAUGGCUACCAAAUCAAGAAACGCCUCAGCCCUAGCCCUAGCCCUCAGCGACAACACAGCCACCACCAGCAACGUCGUGGUGGCCGUGGUGCCGCCGCUGCAGUUUCUCCCUCAACGCCGCAGUCUCUCGGAGAUGAUGAUGACAACGGCCACGCCGACGCCGCCGAAGACGACCGUGAAGAUUUGGAUCCUUACGGCGGCUUGUUCGAUGAUGAGCAGAAGAAGAUUCUAGAGAUUAAAGAGCAGCUCGAAGAACCCGACCAGUCUGAAGAAUCGUUGGUGGAGCUGCUGCAAAAUCUCGCAGACAUGGAUAUUACAUUCCAAGCGUUAAAGGAGACUGACAUUGGGAGGCACGUGAAUCGGUUGCGAAAGCAUUCCUCCAAUGACGUUCGCAGAUUGGUGAAGCUACUUGUGAGGAAGUGGAAGGAAAUUGUGGAUGAGUGGGUGAGGUUGAAUCAACCGGGUGGAACAGCUUCUCUCAUGGCUGAUGGGGACUCUCCACCGCUGAAAACCACCCAAAACGGGCAUCAUCAGAUUCCUGAUUUUGCAUACUCGCCAAAUCCACACAAUGGAAGUUCUGGGUCUGACCGUAACACCUCAGAGGCAGAACCAAAACCAAAAGUGAUUCCCCGCAAAGAAGCUCCGCCAAAACCAACGCCGCCACCUUCAGUCCCUACUCCUUCCAUCGCCUUCCAAAAUAGACAGAGAGAACAAAGAGAUAGAGAUUUUGACGCGGAGAGGCUUGCUUCGGCAAGGAAGCGGCUUCAAGAGAACUACAAAGAGGCUGAAAAUGCGAAAAAGCAAAGAACGAUUCAGGUGAUGGACAUCCACGAGUUACCAAAGUCAAAACCCAAGAAUGCCUUCUUUGGAAAGAACAAAGGCAGUGGCGGUUCUCAGGGAAGGCACUGGUGAUGGUCAUGGUGAUUCCAAUUACCAUGUUCGAUUCUUGGUACUAGCCAGCCAUGUAACGUUUUAAGAAAAAGAAGGGGCUUGUGCCUUGUUGGGUGGGGUGAUGCCGGAUGAAAAUUCCUAAACCCGCUUCACCCGUUGUGAAUUUUUCAUCCCCAAACCUAUUAUUUUUCUUGUGGUUUCUAUUUACUUAAUAAUAACCAACGAAAAGAAAGAAAGGAAAUUCCAAAAUAA
Messenger RNA from Arachis duranensis, 2019 nucleotides. RefSeq names its product probable mediator of RNA polymerase II transcription subunit 26c. Bases 673 to 1788 code for a protein of 371 amino acids. The transcript has 9 exons. The record is from RefSeq and is a predicted model, not a curated record. NCBI's taxonomy places the organism in Eukaryota, Viridiplantae, Streptophyta, Magnoliopsida, Fabales, Fabaceae. Gene Ontology annotation, cellular component: nucleus.